This is a messenger RNA of Chinchilla lanigera (long-tailed chinchilla), 1979 nucleotides long. It is a transcript of the gene Fdps, whose product is annotated as farnesyl diphosphate synthase. Gene Ontology annotation, molecular function: (2E,6E)-farnesyl diphosphate synthase activity; dimethylallyltranstransferase activity. Gene Ontology annotation, biological process: trans, trans-farnesyl diphosphate biosynthetic process. Lineage: Eukaryota; Metazoa; Chordata; Mammalia; Rodentia; Chinchillidae. Gene Ontology annotation, cellular component: cytoplasm. The transcript is spliced from 10 exons. The record is from RefSeq and is a predicted model, not a curated record. The coding region runs from base 625 to 1887 and encodes 420 amino acids.
AGAUGCCCGGACCCCGAUUAACUCCUGCUGCCAGCUCUCUCCACCUGCCUUGAGCAGUUCUGCGUUCAUCUGUGCAGUCCCAGCUCUGCUAUGAGGCCCGGGACGCCUGUUCCGGUGGUGCAGACCAUAUGUCCGCAGCACCCACGUGUUCCAGCCCGUUAGUGUCCACUCCCCGGCGCGUAGCUCGAAGCCCAGGUUCCCCUCUUCACUGCCCAUGAGGGUAGACCUCCGUUCUAGGUUUGCGUCUGCAUCUGCCUGGCUGUUUCCCUCCCGGAGCCUCAGUUGGGCUGCUGUACAAUGGGUGAUGUGAGGCCCUCCUCAGCCCCUUAGCCCUGGUGUCCUGUGCUUUGUGCUACCUCUGCCACCUUGUGCACAGAAGCCUUGAAGGCAUUCAGUUUUAGUUACUUCAUUUUAAGCGAAGAUCUGUUGGAUCUCAGUCACCCAGACAUAUAUUUUGUCCUCUACAUAUUUUUCUGCCGUAAUUACACCCAAAUAUUGGCCACUACAGGGCCGGAGGCCAGGAGGCAAAACUUUGGUUUUGGGAUAAUACAGGUGCUGUCCCCUUGCAUCUGCCUUCGGUGCUUGGCCCUGCAGCGAGUGCCCCUUCCCUAUGCCACCCCCACGAUGCCCCUGUCCCGCUUGCUGAGGUCUGUGGGGGUCUUCCUGCUGCCAGCCCCCUGCUGGGCACCCAGGGAGAGGUGGCUGGGUUCCCUACGGAGGCCCUCCCUGGUGCACGGGUGCCCAGCCCUGGGGGCCUGGCACGGUGCCCGCUGCUGGUGCCAAGUGUGGACAGAGGAGCCUCGAGCACUUUGCUCCUCUCUCAGGAUGAACGGAGAGCAGAAAUCCGAUGUUUAUGCCCAAGAAAUGCAGAAUUUCACCCAGCACUUCUCUCAGAUUGUCAGGGUGCUGACUGAGGAUGACACAGGGCACCCAGAAAUAGGAGAUGUCAUUGCCCGGCUCAAGGAGGUCCUAGAGUACAAUGCCAUUGGAGGCAAGUACAACCGGGGUUUGACGGUGCUGGUAGCAUUCCGGGAGCUGGUGGAGCCAAGGAAACAGGACGCAGACAGUCUGCAGCGGGCACUGACUGUGGGCUGGUGUGUGGAACUGCUGCAAGCUUUCUUCCUGGUGACAGAUGAUAUCAUGGAUUCAUCCCUUACCCGGCGGGGACAGGUCUGCUGGUAUCGGAAGCCAGGCAUAGGUUUGGACGCUAUCAACGACGCUCUCCUUCUGGAAGCCUGUAUCUACCGCCUGCUGAAGUUCCACUGCCGGGAGCAGCCCUACUACCUGAACCUGCUUGAGCUCUUCCUGCAGACUGCCUAUCAGACAGAGGUCGGGCAGACUCUGGAUGUUAUCACAGCCCCCCAGGACCAUGUGGAUCUCAGCAAAUACACUGAAAAGAGGUACAAAUCUAUUGUCAAGUACAAGACAGCUUUCUACUCCUUCUACCUGCCUGUUGCUGCUGCCAUGUACAUGGCCGGCAUUGACGGGGAGAAGGAGCACAGCAAUGCCAGGAGGAUCCUGAUGGAGAUGGGCGAGUUCUUCCAGAUCCAGGAUGAUUUCCUUGACCUCUUUGGGGACCCCAGUGUGACGGGAAAGAUUGGCACUGACAUCCAGGACAACAAAUGCAGCUGGCUGGUGGUUCAGUGUCUGCAGCGAGCCACUCCAGAGCAGCGCCAGAUCUUGCAGGAGAAUUACGGGCAGAAGGAUGCCGAGAAGGUAGCCAGGGUGAAGGCGCUGUACGAGGAGCUGGAGCUGCCGGCUGUGUUUGCGCGGUAUGAGGAAGACAGCUACAAUCACCUCAUGAGCCUCAUCCAGCAGCACGCCGCGCCGCUCCCCCCAGCCAUCUUCCUGGCGCUGGCCAACAAGAUCUACAGGCGGAAAAAGUGACCUGGAGACCACAGGGCAGGGAGGGAGGGAGGGGCUCAAUAAAUUAUCGUGUGAUCCUAUUGUGCUUGUUUUUGCUCUUGCGACUGGCUCUG